AGCGAGAGCGGGCGAGCUGAGAGCCGAGCGCGAGGAGCCAGAGCCGCCCGGGCCCCGCCGCCGCCGCUGCCGCCGCUGCACAAAGCCACGAGCCCGCGCCGGAGCCAUGUCUGCGUCUGCCGGCGGUGGCCACCAGCCUAGCCAGAGCCGCGCCAUCCCCACACGCACCGUGGCUAUCAGCGACGCAGCGCAGCUACCUCAGGACUACUGCACCACGCCCGGGGGGACGCUGUUCUCCACAACACCGGGAGGAACACGAAUCAUUUAUGACCGAAAGUUUCUGUUGGACCGUCGCAAUUCUCCCAUGGCGCAGACCCCACCUUGCCAUCUGCCCAACAUCCCUGGAGUCACCAGUCCUGGCGCCUUAAUCGAAGACUCCAAAGUAGAAGUGAGCAACUUGAACAGCCUGAACAAUCAUGACAGGAAGCACGCAGUUGGGGAUGAGGCUCAGUUUGAGAUGGACAUCUGACUGUGCUGCGGUGUCGAAGGAGGCUGUGUGCAUCUGACUGGGCCAGUAGGAACACAGCGUACAGAGAAGCUCCAGUCCCCUGUCCCCCUCUGGGUGCCAAAUAAUGGGAGAUGUUCUCCGUCUGAGCACAUCUUCCUGUCCCCUGCCCUCUGCCCAGUUAAGGUUAGGUUGGUGAAGAAGCCCAUGGACGAUUGUGUGGAGCUGAGCGGUCCACAGAGGAAAGUCCACAGUGGAAGGCAGUCCCUGGAGCGUCCCUGGUCAUUUCCCAAGAAUCUUCCUGCCCUAUUGAGACUUGCCCCCAAGUCUAGGACGGUCUCCAAGCAGCACCUCUGCUUGCAGGGUUGGGGGUGAAGGCUCUUUAGUGCCCAUUGCUGUUCCUGGGCUCUCUCUGUCCUUCCCUGUAGCCUACUGCUGAUUCAGUGCUGGCUGUAGGGGGGGAUGGGGGCGUUUGUCCUCAGCACUGAGCACAGCUCCUGUACCUCCUGCACCUCCAGCUGCAUUCCUGGGACAUGUGACACCAGCUUCCCUUUUCUCUGGGAGGAAGGCUUCUGUCUUGUCUUGGGUGUGAUAGCUUCCCCCCCCCCCAUUCCUUUACCUAAUUCAUUGGCACGGGUAUUGUUUUAAGCCCUCCUGAAGGGACCCCUUGGUGACCAGCUGGUCUUUGCCUGUCUGACAUUCUUUCUUAAGUGCAUCCUGUAGGCAGAGUCCUUUCCACCCUGUCACACCCCAUGACUUUUGUCUGCUCCCAGAGCAGAAGUGCCAACGCUUUGGCCUCCACUGGUGGAUACAGCCUGGUCACAGUGGUCCAACUGAGAAUCUAUCAGUGGCCUCUGAAGAGGACUGAGGCACGGUGCAGCCAGCCUUAGUGGUCAUGGUUUUAAAACCUGGUGCACCUUAGUAGGUUUGAUGUCCUGCAGGAUACUAUAUCUUGAGUUUAGAGUUGACUUCCCCCUGCGUCUGUCCCCUCUGUGGGUCUGCUUUGUGCUUGGCUGCCGAGAGAGAAGUGCAGACUGAGACAGUGGUUCCUCCUGGGUCUUGCCCUUCCCAUCGUCCAUCUGUCCUUCUCUCCCCUCGCUCUCUUCCCUUCUGGUUCUUCCACUGGGCCAUUUUCCAAAUCAGAGAUGCCUCCCAUGUUGGUAUCUGAUUAAUAUCUGUCUCUCCUUAUCAGAGGAGAGACCUUUUAUUUUUAAGAUGACUACAGACCUAUUUUUAGAUAAGUUUUCAGUACAAUUUUGAACUACAACUUUUUUAACAAAACAUCUUCCAGUAUUGGGAAGGUUAUUAAAAAACAAAAAACAAAAAAACCCAAUGUUUGUAGGCAGGUCCGUUACUGUCACUGUCCUUUGUUUCCCAUAGCUCCUUCUGAGCGCCUUCCUGUGCCCUCCAGUUUUGGGGGCUAUCUGGAGUGUAGAAUGGGUGUUUUGUGAAACUGGACCAGUCUGCCUUGCCAUGAGCUGUUGAAGAAAACUCUUCUCCUCUCCCCUCCUCUCCUAUCCUUCUCUCUCCCUUCCCCUCCCUUCCUUCUCUCACCCCUCUCCCCCAACCCCCCCCCCAUCCCACUCUCCUGGUACUGUGGGUCCUCAUGGAGAUCCCAGUAGAGGCUUCGGACAGACAGCCUCAUCCAUCCAGUCUCCAAAAGGAAGACAGUAAAGCAACCAGGGGUGCCCUGGGAGUUUCCGGUUGUAUUGGAUGCCUAUACUAAGCCCUCUUAGUCAGGUUUCAGGUCCCCAUUGGCUGGGAAAGAAAGCUGUUUUUGUUUUGUACCAUGGAAAGACCCUCUUUUGUGAAGACUUGAGGACAAAGAAAGGACGUCUUCAGACCUGGGUUCUGUUUUUCUGCUACACAAUGUGAAUAGCUCGGAGUGCAACCCUCUGUGACGGUCGCUGUCUCAGGAAUAAGCUGGGGGUCUCCAAUGCUUGGGGAUUCUUGGAGUCUCUAAGGUGAUAAUCACAAGAGUUUUAUUUCUCUGUUAAAUGUAUCUGUUGUGUUUUUAAUUAAACUCCAAAUUUCAUUUCCUAUGGAGUCUUGGAAAAAUGUAAGCUGUGCUAUCAUUGGGCUAAGAAGCUUGUUCAGGACCUCAUUCAUACCUGGGAGCUUGAUUCUUGAGGAGCAAGGCUCAGGAUUCUUCACACACUGGCGGUGCCUCCUGUGGACUCUGAAUCCUGCUGAAGUGAGGAGGGUAUGAGAGAAGGGCACCCGCUUCUCACUGAAUGACUGUCUGCAGCAGAGCGCCUUCCACCUGGACCACAGCUGGGAAUGGAUCUGAGACAUGGACGCAGAGCAAGGAACUGUUUCCCUUUUCUUGCCAUCUGGGGGAGUAUGCAUGUGCACCUCCUCUUCCCUCAAUCAAUGGACAUGUUCUAGUAGUCUUUAGAGUGUCACCUGCGUGGUGCAGGAGCCUUCCAGCCUUGUCUGAAGGCCGCCACUAUCCAUUCUUUGACCUCCAUAAGCCAGCAUUGUAAGAUGAUUGCACAAGACAAGAAAGAAGCUUCCAAUGAUGGCAUCUUUAUACGUGAGCCAUUCUCCAGUAAGCAGAGUCCAUUUUGGGGUUUACCUCUGGGUGUGUACAGAGCCUCACAGCUGGAGCCUGACGUCCCCCACCCUUACCCCACCCCCCUUGAGUGAGACUGGUGUUAACAUCUUAGUGACUGACUGUGCCCUUUCUCUGUUGUGGGGACAACAGCCUUCAUGAGGAAAAGCCUCCCUCCAGGGCCCAGCAGUGCUCCCCCCUCCGAGCUCCCGGCCCUCCUGUUCUGCUGAAGUAGGUACUGCCUUCUCUGGGGCAAAGGAGAAGAAAAGCUGGCAAGAGUUCUGUCCUGCUUGUGUGAGUUAUCUGUUGCUGUGUAGAAAAUUACCUGCAAUGGUAAGAGCUUCCUUGGAUGGUGUCAGGAGCUGCUGAGCACGGAGACUUUAGCAUAGGCUCUUGGGAAGACACAGGUAGGGUGUGGGCAGGGGCUGCUCUCUGCUGGAGCUGGAGAAUUCUACUUUUUUUUGUGGCCAUCAGAAUCUCUUACUUGGUCACUCCCCCCACCCCCCAUGGGUCUCUGGGGUAGACUGUGUGGGAGCAUUCUACUUCCUCCUGAAUGCUUGAUCCCAGAGAAGGAGGUGGAAGAAGAAAGUUGCAGUGCCUUUAAUCACCACGCCGUAAAAGGAAGAAAACAGGAGAUAAGGGAGGUGGAGGCAGUCACAGCCAUAAGCUAGGUGCACAUUGCUAUCAGAACAGCCCUCUAGCUGGGACCAAACUGGGAUAGAAGACAGACUUCUACCUGCUUGUCUUAGGGAGAGAUGGCAGGAAAUGAAGAUCUCCAGAUCUGCAUCCUCAACUGCCAUCUUCUCAAGGACGUUUGCUUUGCAAGUCUCUGAGGCGUUCUCUUUAAGCACUGCUCACCCCUUCUGUUUCCCUUUAGCAGAGAAUUGACUAAAGAAGUUGGGGGCAUUUCUGUGGAGCUAGCUACACAAGCCUUCUUACCGGAGGAGGCGUGUCAGGCAGGUAACAGGCUGUUAGAUGUUCGGUUUCUGAGCUGCAGAACAAGCAGCAGUUAGUUCCCUUUGCCUUCUGACAAUGGUAUCAAAGCCAGGUACCCCGUGAGUCGGUGCAUUGGCUAGGGUCUCCUGUCCAGAAGCAGUUUCUCCCUCCAUACGCCAGGAACACCUGAGAGUGCACAUGACUGGCCUGGUCAGUGCAGUGUGCAGAGUAGCAGAUUGCCUCCUGGGUGCCUUGUUGGAAGUGUGCUCUUAAAAGAACCUGUAAGAGAAGCUUGAGGUAGCCCACCAGUGCCUCGGAUCUCAUAGGAUGUAGCCCGUCUCACCAUCCUUAGGUGGAAGCUCUUGUUGGGAUUGGUGUGCUGUCCUUCAUUAGCAGUGUCUUUCCUGUAGUCAUACUUGCUUUAGUGUGUACUUGAAGUACUAGUGGAUGGGGGUUUCUUUCUGCUCUGAGGAGGGCAGAGGAUGGUUUGGGUACUGUCUUCUUGGGCUUCUCAGACCUUCACGGUUCAGUUGGGUUCCACUGAAAGGCCAGCCAGCCAGCCAGCUCGUGUACAAGGCCCCAGUGUUGGCAGCCAUUUAUCAGGGAAAGAACCUUCCCAUCUCCAUCUUGAGCACUGGCUGCUUGAGGGAGUUGUGCCAUAACCCUUCCCCUCCCCCUAGAAGGAAGGCGCCUCUGUCUUCAUGUAGUUCAAGUUCUUUGGUGUGUUUUCUGACUCCGUGUCCACGGCGGCUGUUUAUUAAUCUGCGAGACUCAAUCACUGACCCAUCCUUAUCACAGGAAGGUGGGACCUUCCCUGUAGUGGGGGAACACCAUUGCUUGGGGAAGAAGGUUCUGUCUGAACUUGGAUUAGGGCAUGGUUACCUCCAACCCCUAGCCUCUCAGCUUUUAGUAAUGGGAAUUGGGGUUCCUGCGGUUGACUCAGUCCUUCAGUGCUUAGCAGUGUUUCCUGCUCUGAUAAUGGGUUUCAACAUGGUGGCUUUUUGAGGCUAGGUCACAGAAACGUGACUGAAGACUAUAAGGAUGACGACAGGUCCUCAUUUUUCAGUUGACAAAUCAAGAUACCUUCCCCACCCUCUGAAACUGUAGCUUUCCUUUAGGCAGGUUCUGGAACUUGGUGCCUGUUGGCAGUCUUCAGGUGGCACAUGGUUUCUCCCUGCUUGCUCAGCUCUUCUUGAAGCCCUAGUGGCCAUACUGUGUGCCCAGUAGAAAAAGCCUACUGCACUGAGAUAGUUCUCAGUGGAUGCAGACUCCUGUUCACGUUGGUGAGGUGGGAGGCAUCGAGAGGCUGGACGCCUGGUAGACACACAGCUGUGCUGGUGUUUCUGCAGGGAGCCCCUGCCAGGGCUUCAGACCCAGACUCCGUGAAUCCAGCACAGAAUGCCCACUCUUGCCUUUAUACCCCACCCUUCCUUUCUAUUUCAGUCUUUUAAAAACUGUCCAGCCCUGACCUUGGGGUUAUGAUCGGAGAACAGGAGAGUGGGGACACCAGCAGGAGGUAUGGGGACCACACAGGCUCACGCCAAUGCCUUUGCCCCACUUAAUGGCUGUGGGGCAUCUCCAGUAAUCCUUAAGGUGACUUGAAGAGCCUCCAAGGACACCGAUGCCCGGUUGUCCAUCUUAAGCAUCUUUGUGUUUUCUGAUGACCCUUCCCUGCUCACUGCUGCAAUCCCAGCCAUGUGGGAUGGGGUUUCAGAGGCUGCCUGCCAGCACUUUCCCUUUGUUCCUCUGGUGUGCUGUCCCUCCCACCUCCUCUCAGUCACUGUCAGCAAUGCCAUCCUAGGACCGUGUGUGAUUCCAUGACCAGUUUGUUUUCACUGUCCUGCCAAACAAGCAGGCGUUUGGAACUAGGAAAAAAAUCCUCACCAACGGUUGCUGUUACAGUUAAAUAAAGACCUUGAAUACUGA
Molecule: messenger RNA, 5861 nt
Organism: Grammomys surdaster
Lineage: Eukaryota; Metazoa; Chordata; Mammalia; Rodentia; Muridae
Gene: Eif4ebp2
Product: eukaryotic translation initiation factor 4E binding protein 2
Exons: 3
Coding region: 107-469 (120 amino acids)
Biological process (GO): negative regulation of translational initiation
Cellular component (GO): cytoplasm
Molecular function (GO): eukaryotic initiation factor 4E binding
Source: RefSeq, a predicted model, not a curated record